AUGCCCGAGGAAUUAGUGAAAAUGCAGCAAAACGCGUCGCCGCCAGGUAGGACUGGUGCUGGGGAUAUUACUGAAAGAGAAUUGUCCAGGGAGCGCUACACGUUGACUUCAACACCCACCAUGCGCGUACAACCAGCUCACCCGAAGAAACAGCUGUACUCCGUCCCUGUCAAUAAAUUUACGGCGCGAACCCAUGCACCCAGUUCCAACCUUGAGCGCAUUAAGAGCUGCUUGGAGGAGUACCGGAGCCGAGGUCCGCUGCAGCCCACGAGGGUUACACACAAAGCCGCUUCUAUGGAGGACUUGACACCCACCAAGAGGGUUUUAAAGGGCAGGAAGGACGGAGCGCUGUCAGCGGUGAGGUCCCCAGGACUUCACAGCGCUGCAGAGCAGCGUGCUGCGGAGAGGGUGGGCAGGUUCAUGCUGCUGGCCGCCUGGCGCCGCCGCCGCCGCGACCUGCACUGCCUGCGCACCACGCUCGAGCUGCAGGUGAGCAGCUCUGAGCGGCUUCGCGUGCAAGUGUGGGCGCUUAAGUCCCUGCUGGACGCAGACAACAGCAAGGUGCGCCUCGCCAUGAAGGAACUCGAUCGCCUUAAGCAGCUACUCAAGGACAAGGAAAAAGAGAAGGCGGUGCUCGAAAAGGAGAAACGAGCUCUCGAAGGCGAUGUCUGCGCAGCCGAAGACCGAGCUUCCGAGAUGAGCAUUGGCUGGCGUAACUGUCGCAAUGAGCUGGACGCUGUGAAAGCAUCUGCGAGUGCACUUGAGCGAGCGCUGUCUCUCCAGCGCGCGGCCGCCGCCGACCUGCUCGCACAGCGCGACGCCGCUCAGCACAGGGUGAGUGAAAUGGAAGCAGAGCUAUCUCGGCGACAAUCUCUGUUGUCGUCAGCGGAGGCUGAAGUGUCCAAGUUGCGGCGCGAGGCCGAGGACAAGCAGAAGGCACUCGACUGGACCACGCGAAGGCUGAAGAUGGAACAUGAGUGA
Messenger RNA from Parnassius mnemosyne (clouded apollo), 981 nucleotides. The record is from the annotation of a GenBank genome assembly. NCBI's taxonomy places the organism in Eukaryota, Metazoa, Arthropoda, Insecta, Lepidoptera, Papilionidae.